Molecule: messenger RNA, 3437 nt
Organism: Camarhynchus parvulus
Lineage: Eukaryota; Metazoa; Chordata; Aves; Passeriformes; Thraupidae
Gene: PTPRN
Product: protein tyrosine phosphatase receptor type N
Exons: 23
Coding region: 25-2907 (960 amino acids)
Biological process (GO): protein dephosphorylation
Cellular component (GO): secretory granule
Molecular function (GO): protein tyrosine phosphatase activity
Source: RefSeq, a predicted model, not a curated record
CCAUGGUGCGGCCGUGAGCGGAGCAUGGGGCGGCGGCUCCUCCGGGCGCUCCUCUGCCUCCUCCUCCUGGCCGGCCGCGGGCAGCUGCGUGACGGCGCCGCCGCCGCCACCGCCGCACACGGCUGCCUGUUUGACCGAAGGCUGUGCUCCCCGCAGGAGGUGUGUGUGCAGGAUGGGCUGUUUGGGCAAUGCCAGGUGGGCUCCGUGCAGGACAGACCCUACUUUCAGGUCACAUCUCCUGUGCUCCAGCGUCUGCAGGAUGUCUUGCGGCAUCUCAUGGCACAAGGGCUCUCGUGGCAGGACGGCAUCACCCAGUAUGUGAUCUCUCAGGAGAUGGAGCGCAUCCCCCGCCUCCGCCUGCCGCCCUCGCUGGAGCCGGUGGCCAGGGACAGGUUCCUGCCUCUCCGCAGCGAGCCCCGGCGAGCCCCGCUGGCCCCAGACCCCGGCCUGCCAGCAGCUCAGCAUCUGGAGCAGCCCCCAGCACUGCUGCUUUCCCCUCUGGUGCAGCGGUACCUGGAGCACGUCCUGCUGCCCUCCCCACCCCAGCUGGCCUACGAGGAGGCUCUGCUCAAUCCCUACUCCUACCACAAGUUCGGCUAUCAGGAUGGUGCUCACCAGCAUCCCAGCGGCUCAGCCAGGCAGAGCUCUGAGACCUCCUCGCUGCUGGGCCGGGUCCCUGCCCAGACCCUUUUUGGGGCUGGCCCUGUGCCCUCCUAUGGCGGGCAGCCAGGAGUGGAUGGGGGGCAUCUUUUCCAGGACUUGGGCAUGCUUUCCCUGCCCAGAGAGAAAGCUGGCCGCCCGGACCCUGCCAGCACCAGGCUCCAGCACAGCUUGCGGCUCCCCAGUGACUACAGAAACGUAGAGGAGAGGGAGCAGCAAGCAGCCCUGGCUGCCCAGCCACCCUCUGCACAGACGGAUGCUGCCCUGAAGAGACUGGCUUCUCUCCUGGCCAGCUAUGGCCUGGGCCUGCCAGAACUGAGUCCCCAGCAGAUAAGCAGCCUAUCCACCCUCCUCCAGCUGCUCCAGAGCUCUGGUGUUGCUGGCCCUGAAGUGCCCUCAGUGAAACGGGUGGGUUUGCAGCAGGGUGAUGCUGGAGGAGGUGCCGUGGCACAGGUGAUGGAGGGAGACAUGCAGCAUGGAGAGGAGCCAGUGCCCCCUUCUUCCACAGUGCCACCCCCCAAAAUCCCAGCCAGCAGCUCCCCAGGGGAAGGAACGAAGGGCAGGGCAGCAUCCUCACCAGCUCCCCGGGCUGAGCCACAGCAGGGACACAGUGGGGAUGCACUCAGCCCCGGAAACAACAUUGUGGUGGAGAAGAAGAGCUACACAGAGAUGAAGGACAGUGGGGCACAACAGGGCAUGCGGCCGCUAGACGAGUAUGGCUACAUCAUCACAGACCAGAAGCCCCUGGGGCUGGCUGCUGGCGUGCAGCUGCUGGAGCUCCUAGCCAAGCACCUCCACCUCUCCACCGCCAGCUUCAUCAACAUCAGCGUUGUGGGUCCUGCACUUACCUUCCGCAUCCGACAGAACCCGCAGAACUUUUCCCUGGCAGAUGUGGCCAGCCAGACUGAGCGAGUGAAGGGAGAGCUGGAGCACGAGCUGGGCCUGAAGAUUGUGCAAACAGGAGUGGGAGAGCGGAAUGAGGCUGCUGCCUACUCGCGCCCGUCCCGCUUCGGGGAUGGCUUCCACUCGGUGCUGCUGACCUUCAUCACCCUGGCCUGCGUGGCAGUCCUUGCCAUCGUCGUGUCUGCGGCCCUCUGCCUCCGGCGCCACGCCAAGCAGCGGGAGAAGGAGCGCCUGGCUGCCCUGGGGCCAGAGGGUGCUGCUGACACCACCUUCGAGUACCAGGAGCUGUGCCGCCAGCACAUGGCUGCCAAGUCUCUCUUUGGCCGCGCCGAAGCACCGGCGGCACCGGCGGAGACUUCGAGGGUAAGCAGCGUCUCGUCCCAGUUCAGCGACGCGCCGCAGCCCAGCCCCAGCUCCCACAGCAGCACGCCCUCCUGGUGCGAGGAGCCCGUCCAGUCCAACAUGGACAUCUCCACAGGACACAUGAUCCUGGCAUAUAUGGAGGACCACCUCCGCAACCGGGACCGGCUGGCCAAGGAGUGGCAGGCACUCUGUGCCUACCAAGCUGAGCCCAGCAUCUGCUCCAUUGCCCAGAGUGAAGCCAACCUGAAGAAGAACCGCAACCCCGACUAUGUGCCCUAUGACCACGUGCGGAUCAAGCUGAAAGCCGAGAGCAACCCAUCCCGCAGUGACUUCAUCAAUGCCAGUCCAAUCAUUGAGCACGACCCACGGAUGCCAGCGUACAUCGCCACACAGGGGCCCCUGUCCCACACCAUUGCUGACUUCUGGCAGAUGGUGUGGGAACAUGGCUGCACUGUCAUUGUCAUGCUGAGCCCCCUGGCCGAGGACAGUGUCAAGCAGUGUGACCGCUACUGGCCAGAUGAAGGCUCCUCCCUUUACCACAUCUAUGAGGUGAACCUGGUGUCAGAGCACAUCUGGUGUGAGGAUUUCCUGGUGCGCAGCUUCUACCUGAAAAACGUGCAGUCGCAGGAGACCCGCACCCUGACGCAGUUCCACUUCCUCAGCUGGCCGGCGGAGGGCAUCCCCACCACCACCCGGCCCCUCCUCGACUUCCGCAGGAAGGUGAACAAGUGCUACCGGGGUCGCUCCUGCCCUAUUAUCGUGCACUGCAGUGACGGCGCAGGUAGGACUGGGACGUACAUCCUUGUCGACAUGGUCCUGAACCGAAUGGCCAAAGGGGUGAAGGAGAUAGACAUAGCUGCUACGUUGGAGCAUAUCCGAGAUCAGCGGCCCAGUAUGGUGCAGACCAAGGACCAGUUUGAGUUUGCACUGACGGCUGUGGCCGAGGAAGUGAACGCCAUCCUGAAGGCACUGCCGCAGUGAUGGCAAGGAGCCCUCCCUCCUCUCCUGUCUGCUCCCUGCCCUGCGCUUCGCACUCUCCUCACCGGCCUCUGGGGCUGCUCUCCCUGUAAAAUGGUGUCUGUGCUUCUGGCUCUGCUCCCCCUGCCUCCAGGCGCCCCUUCCCAUCUCCCCAAGGACACUGACCUCAGGCCCUCUGUGUGCAGGAACCCCAUCACACCCACUGUCACCUCACAGGGGACAGGGCUUGGUGGCCCUUAAGCCCUGUGGAGGGGGACACCAGGUGGUGCUGCUGGGAACUGGCAGAGGGACUCCCCAACCUGCCAGUUCUGUGUUAGCCCUCUUCCUGUACCCAUGUGAGGGGCAGAAGUGGGGGCAGGGGUCCUCCACAGUUGGGGGGAGCAUGGGGUGCAGGAGGACGUGGCCCAGCCCCACUCCAGGUCCCCUUUGUGUGCUCCCUGCCUAGUCACUCAAGCAGAAGAAAAAUUUCUAGAGAACUAUAAUUUUGUAUCUUGAUGUGAAUAAAGUUCUUGUGUCACGUUCGUGCAGCUGCA